This is a messenger RNA of Dentiscutata heterogama, 216 nucleotides long. The record is from the annotation of a GenBank genome assembly. Lineage: Eukaryota; Fungi; Glomeromycota; Glomeromycetes; Diversisporales; Gigasporaceae.
AUGUCCAACAAUUUAAAUCUACAAACUAUACCUACAGAAUCUCUUGAUCUUGCUCUCAUUCUACAUAGUAGAAUUGAGUUGAAAACAUGGACUGGAGAUGUAAAAGCUGAAAUUAAAAGUUUUUAUGAUGCAAUUGAACAUGCUUUACAAGAUACUUCACUAGAUAUUCAAAAACAAGAAAAACUAGAACAUUUAAAGGAAAUGCCUGAAGAUGCG